AUGGGUAACGCUUCGACAACCAACUCAACGGCGAACAUCGUCAUUGGCAUCAAAAGAUCACAGGAAAAUCAGAACAACAAACUUUACCAUCUGGUAGAUUACCAAGGCGAGGGAGAACUUGUACAAUGGAUGAAGUAUUCUUUAUCGAUCGGUGACUUCAACAUUCUGGAUGGCAUAAUCGAACUGAAAGUAACUCCGUUCCUGUUUGCUGGAGGAAAAGGCAAACUGGUUCCCAUCUCCGAGCUUGUCAAAUUGCGCAAUGACGAAAGAAACGCCAUGCUUAGUACUCUGCGGCGCAAGAAGGGCAAGGGAAAGAGCGGCCCGAAUAUUUUGGAGAGCAUCAACCAGGAAAACAUGCAGGGUGACAUGAUGAAAGCACUGCAGAUGCUGGAUGGAGGUGGUAAGGAAGGUGCAGGUGCCAAAUACCGAGAACUUUGCUGGAGUAUGUCACAAAGAGGUGUCAUGGGAGAAACGUUGGUACACAUCUGCCUCCUGAACGGAACUUAUCUGAACAACGAGGUGGCAAAACAUCUGAUCAAGACCUUCCCGAAAUUGGUUAAUGACAUCUAUUUGUCAGAAGAAUAUUAUGGACAGUCGGCUCUGCACCAAGCGAUCAUCAAUGAAGACUUGGCAAUGGUUCGCUUCCUACUCAGAAACGGGGCAGAUGUUCACCAGCGUUGCUACGGAGCGUUUUUUUGUCCAGAUGAUCAGAAAGAAACGAGAUGUGAUUCGUUAGAACAUGAAUGGGUGGAUGUCGACAAGGAAACUAACUACGCAGGCAGAACUUAUUGGGGAGAGUAUCCUUUGUCGUUUGCAGCAUGUACCAGACAGCCAGAAUGUUUUCGACUGCUGAUUGCUAACAAGGCAGAUCCAAACAUGCGAGACACCAACGGCAACACCGUUCUUCAUCUGAUGGUCAUUCACGAACUACCGGAAAUGUUCGAUUUGGCAUACCGUCUAGGAGCGAAAUUGCACAUCCAGAAUAACCAAAACCUCAUUCCUCUGACAUUAGCAGCAAAACUAGCGAAGAAAAAGAUGUUCGAUCACGUGCUCAACUACGAAAAACAAUAUCUUUGGACGUACGGAAGCCUUAUGUGCAUCGCAUAUCCACUGAGCAGCAUCGAUACAAUCGAGGAAGAGACGGGGAAGCUGAAGGAAAUAUCAGCAUUAUCGCUUAUCACCUUUGCAGAGUCCAGUUGUCAUCUUAUGCUCUUUGAAGGUCUUGUCGAAAAUUUGUUGGAGGCUAAAUGGAAAACAUUUGCUAAACGAAAGUCAGUGAAGCAUCUCGGACCAUUUAUCCACAUGUUUUACAAGAUGAUAGCCGGCGACGUUUUUCGUUUUCUACUCAUUUAUAUGAUAUUUCUGUUUGGCUUCUCACAAGCUUUCUUCAUCAUUUUCCUCGGUUGCCACAGAGAAAUGAACACGGCAAAUUACUCGACUGAUCGUUUACCUUUGCCGGAAAAUUUGGCUGAACCUUUGGAAUCGAUGGCCAGGGUGUUUUUGAUGAGUGUCGGCGAGUUCUCAGCCAUUUAUAAAGUUCUCGAUACUUGUCGAUUGGCAGUUUUAGGAAAGGUGAGAGUUUGA
Molecule: messenger RNA, 1584 nt
Organism: Soboliphyme baturini
Lineage: Eukaryota; Metazoa; Nematoda; Enoplea; Dioctophymatida; Soboliphymatidae
Source: the annotation of a GenBank genome assembly